GACUGGGACCACCCCGCCUCCCUCCCUCCAUAAACACCGCAGACUCUGAACGCGCCGAUUAUUAAUUUGUCUUUUUUAGCGCAGCCGCUACAUUGUUGUUGUUUAUUGUAGACUAACCAUGGAACUCUCCGACAUAUUCUACGUCAAGGCCGAGUACAUCGAGACAGCCUCGGGAAACAAAGUGAGUCGACAGUCCGUGCUGUGCGGGAGCCAGAAUAUAGUCCUGAAUGGCAAGACGAUCGUGAUGAACGACUGCAUCAUCCGCGGCGACCUGGCGAACGUGCGAGUCGGGCGACAUUGCGUCAUCAAGAGCCGCAGCGUCAUCCGCCCGCCGUUCAAGAAGUUCAGCAAGGGGGUCGCGUUCUUCCCUCUGCACAUCGGGGACCACGUGUUCAUCGAGGAGGACUGCGUCGUCAGCGCCGCGCAGAUCGGAUCGUACGUCCACAUCGGCAAGAACUGCGUCAUCGGCAGGCGCUGCGUGCUCAAGGACUGCUGCCGCAUCGAGGAUGGGACGGUGCUGCCGCCGGAGACGGUGGUGCCUCCCUUCACCAGCUUCUCCGGGUCCCCCGGACUGUGCACCGGGGAGCUACCUGAAUGCACACAGGACCUGAUGAUGGACGUGACCAAGAGCUACUACCAGAGGUUCCUGCCCAUCUCACAGGUCAACUGAGAAGAGGAACUUGGACUGUUAGCCUUUUUGUUGCGUUCAACUCGAAGAAAACAUCUCCGCGUAAAAUGGUCGCAAGAGUCAACUCUCGAUUAUCAUUUGGCGCAUUGGUGGUGGGGGGGUGGGGGCGGUGGCAGGGGGGGUAAGAGUGGCACGGCUCAAACGUAAACCACGGAUAAUGCAAAGUGCAUGUAAAUGACGAUAUGAACCGUAUUCAUAUUGAUUAGCGAUGGGUGGAGUUGUGGGGGGGGGGCAGACUGUAACCACGUCUGUUUUUAUUGCUUCUAUAAAGUAGCUGUUGGAUUACUUUGUCAGCAUGACCCCCCCCCCCCCCUGACGAGCGAGGAGUGGCGAGCAAUCGCUUCAAUUGCCGACGAGUUGGCGGUCGCGUGGCCCCCACCCACUGCCUCUGACCAUCCACCAGUGAGGAGCGGAUCUACUCAACUGGUUUCCUUAACCGACUUGGUCGUGAUCCCAUGUCCACCCACCGCCUCUGACCGUCUACGAGUGAGGAGUGGAGCUACUCAACUGGUGUCCGUGCGGGUUGCGUGGCAACUCGGGUGUCGAGGAAGCCCCGACGGGUGAGGAGCGGCGAAUAAUGAAACCGGCGCGCACUUCAAGACGUUUUUAUUUAUUUUUGUUCGCAACAUUUCACCCGCAAGCCGGACAUCGUCGAGAACAACAACAACAAUUCUGCCAGUCGAGAGUUCACUUGUGGAGGGAGAGACGCACUGCUCCUGCCAGCGGGAAUGUGGAAUUUACAAGGUUCUUUCACGAUUCGCCGUUGACUCGUUCAACGAAUUGUCACGGUUCCCGACUGGCAACCUCAUCGGCAGCGGCAACGCCAUCACCGCCAUCACCAGCAGCAUCAGCAUCAUCAUCGUACGCUUAGUGAUGUCGACGGUUGUAGAUUAUGUUGAUCUUGAUGGUAAUUAUGUAUGUUUGUUGAACUUCUUUCGCACUUUACGUAGCCAACCGUGCUAAUCGGAGAUGCGGGGGAAGGACAACAAACUAUGGGUCUCUGUGUGAGUCUGUGGGUCGCUGUGUGAGUCUGUGGGUCUCUGUGUGAGUCUGCGGGUCUCUGUGUGAGUCUGGGGGUCUCUGUGUGAGUCUGCGGGUCUCUGUGUGAGUCUGCGGGUCUCUGUGUGAGUCUGCGGGUCUCUGUGUGAGUCUGCGGGUCUCUGUGUGAGUCUGCGGGUCUCUGUGUGAGUCUGUGGGUCUCUGUGUGAGUCUGCGGGUCUCUGUGUGAGUCUGCGGGUCUCUGUGUGAGUAUGGGUCUCUGCGUGAGUCUGUGGGUCUCUGCGUGAGUCUGUGGGUCUCUGCGUGAGUCUGUGGGUCUCUGCGUGAGUCUGUGGGUCUCUGCGUGAGUCUGUGGGUCUCUGCGUGAGUCUGUGGGUCUCUGCGUGAGUCUGUGGGUCUCUGCGUGAGUCUGUGGGUCUCUGCGUGAGUCUGUGCGUCUCUGUGUGAGUCUGUGGGUCUCUGUGUGAGUCUGGGUCUCUGUGUGAGUCUGCGGGUCUCUGUGUGAGUCUGUGCGUCUCUGUGUGAGUCUGUGGGUCUCUGUGUGAGUCUGCGGGUCUCUGUGUGAGUCUGUGGGUCUCUGUGUGAGUCUGCGGGUCUCUGUGUGAGUCUGUGGGUCUCUGUGUGAGUCUGUGGGUCUCUGUGUGAGUCUGCGGGUCUCUGUGUGAGUCUGCGGGUCUCUGUGUGAGUCUGUAGGUCUCUGUGUGAGUCUGUGGGUCUCUGUGUGAGUCUGUGUGUCUCUGUGUGAGUCUGUGGGUCUCUGUGUGAGUAGUCGAUGGGUCUUUGUGUGAGUCUGUGGGUCUCUGCGUGAGUUUGUGGGUCUCUCUGUGUGAGUCUGUGGGACUCUGUGAGAGUAGUCUAUGGGUCUCUGUGUGAGUAGUCUAUGGGUCUCUGUGAGUGUAUCAGCCUACUGCGGUUGUUGCCCAUCUGAGCACUCUCCUUGCUCCGACGAGAUCGGACGAACGGAACGAGUGAGUGCUUGCAAAAUCUAAAUGACUGUCCAGCAGCGUGGAGUUAUGAUGCAGCUACUUAUGAUGCUGCUGAUGAUGAUAACGAUGAUGCUGGUAGUAAAGAUGUCGAUGCUAACUUUUGACCAAUAUAGAGUCUUUCUCGUUUUCAGCCGUCUCUUCUGUACCGUUCCCUCGAUUUCCCCGGCUCCUUUUGUCCAAGUUGCGGCCGCUCCGCGCUACGUCACGGCAGUGUGCGGCGACCGGCAGCACGGAGAUUUUUUUUUGCGUCCACCGUGGACGAUCGAUUCCGCACUCUGUCAAUCGAGCCGUGGGUAACGUCGACCACCACGUGCCCCCCACGAACGCGAUAACGAAGACGACCGCCGCUGCCGAUUUUCUGUACAAACCACAAAUCUGUCUAUCGCCUGAUGAUGCCGGUUGUAAUUACUGGCGAAACGUUGUACUCGGAUUGUAAAUGUUGUGGCUUUGCUCUCCAACACACUGGUGGCGAUGUACUAGUACUGAAUUGGCAUGUUUUGUUUACGCGACAAACCUUACUAAAUGGCCGUGUCGGGUGGUGGCGGGUUUAAUGACAUUUACGCGAUCUAACUAAAAAUAACCCUCCAUUAUGAAAGAAAGCAUCACGAUUAAACACUCCAACGGCAUCAGAUGUUCGGGAUCUUGCCUCUCAUCUCGCUCGGUGCACCACACGAGUCACAUGGGUUUGAGUUUUAUCGGCGGCGGCAUCGUAUCAUUUGCGCCAAACCGCAUCUCGCAAUCGCCGAGGAACCUCCGGCAGAGCUGGAAGGCAGCAGCAGCAGCAGACAAAGAGCUUCAUAGCUCAUCGGAUUCUGAUUCUAGAUUUGAAGCUUUCGUGACUGCAAGGAUUCAUACUCUUAGGUUUUUUUGGUAAAGUCACGUAGGUAACAGUAAAUCUUGCUGUGACGGUCCCACCUGAUGACGGAGACUUGUGUUGCCUCCGAAACGUCAAUUUUUAUUUCUAUUAAUAUUGCAGUCCUCUGUCUUCAUUCAGGAGUUUGCGCGUCUCUCUCUCCCCGUCGUCUCGUGCAUUGUUUUCUCCGGAUCCUCCGGUUUUUCCCACCGCAUUUAGAAACAACGUCGCCCAUGGUCAGAUUAUUGAGCUGCUAUGGAUGUCCACCUGAUGACGAGAAGCCGCCACUUCGUUGAGCUAUCGUUUGUGAUGGUCAAGUCACUUCUGAACAGAAGCGAAUAGCUCCGUGGGCUUUACCUGCUAAAAUAAACACAGUUAUGCGAUUUAAAAGUAUGGCCUUUUUGCCAGUAUCAGUGAAAAAAAUACAAGACGAGGUUUUACCCUUUCUGCCAAUAAAACAGGAGGAGUUGAGAUGUUCAAACACCAAAUAGAAACCUUGUGGUUCAUGAGAACUUGAUUCCCUGCAAAAGGUGUCUUUGGUGUGUAAACAUCUUAGCACCUUGUUUUUAUUGCCAGAAAGGGUAACAGCUAUUAUUAUUAUUACUAUUUAAUCAUAGUUAUGCGAUUUGUUUACCUUUCCAACACUUUGCACGCCUCUCGUCUUCUGUUGCUGUCACCUUCUGACCCCGUGCCCCGACUGGACAUGCGUGAAACAAGAGCUUCACAGCUCAUCGGCUUUAUCCUGCGGUACAAAUAAACGUUCUGAUUAGGACGUG
Messenger RNA from Lethenteron reissneri (Far Eastern brook lamprey), 4302 nucleotides. It is a transcript of the gene DCTN5, whose product is annotated as dynactin subunit 5. Gene Ontology annotation, cellular component: dynactin complex. The record is from RefSeq and is a predicted model, not a curated record. Lineage: Eukaryota; Metazoa; Chordata; Hyperoartia; Petromyzontiformes; Petromyzontidae.